UACGACAGUUUUAUACGAAGCGUAUCUACUACAGUUUAAACAUAUCGUAUCACCGCAAUUUUACUCUAGUAUUGUAUUUAUCAGUACAAUUAUUUAUUCAUAAAACGAUGAUAAUUUGUUGAACAAUCGACUAAUCCGAGAUUAGAGUUGGUAUUCGCAAGACUAAAGGUGAGAGCGUAAUUUUAGGAUUUCGGUGAUAUUUACAUAACGAAUUUCCGUAUAAUUUGUCCGUGUCGUGUGUAUACAUAAGAUUAACGCUAGAUUGUAAAAUCGAACGAAAUUCUGUUUAAAUUCUAGUGCUGUAUUUCCUCUCCAUUUUUUGUUUGAUUAUGAGGGUGAUAUUAUUUGUGAUUCUUUCGACGCUAUUGCUCGUUGAUUUGUCGAAUCAACAGGAGUGGGAUACAACCGAAAUAACGGGCUAUCAUUUUCACACAUACUUUUUCCAAGACAAUGUCGAAAGUGAAAUGGAAGCAUUUGCAUUACGCGAAUCAAUUCAAGAAUUAUCUGAAACUUUUCUCGCCGGCUGUCGCUUAAAUCGUAUGAACUAUGCGCCAAUCGGUCCACACGUCAUUGGCAGCUAUGAAACAUGCUGUAACUCAUCAUCACUGGCACGAGCCCAAUCAUUUUUUAUGCAAAAUCGUGGUAAUCUAUCGGUGCUACUGCAUCCGCUUACCAGAUACGAAAAGCUCGAUCAUACCACUAGGGCGAUGUGGAUCGGCAAACAGGUGCCAUUAGACGUAGACUCACUGCGUGAAGAUAUUGGGCCGGGCUAUCACGAUGAAGACAAAUGUUUGCCGAUCGAUUUGAAUGAAAGAGGAGGUGCUAAAUUGGUUGUAUCGGAUGUGAACAGCAUGAUUGUCGUGUUGUUUUUGUAUUUUUGUGUGAAUUUUAAAUUAUUUUGAAUAAAAUUUUAAA
Bradysia coprophila is the source of this 915-nucleotide messenger RNA. RefSeq lists its product as uncharacterized. The record is from RefSeq and is a predicted model, not a curated record. Lineage: Eukaryota; Metazoa; Arthropoda; Insecta; Diptera; Sciaridae.